AUGUACUCGGCUCCUUAUGGCUACGGCAACGCUGCAGGACAAGCUUUCAAUGGUGCCCCACCAGGUCAGAGCCCUCAGAUGCAGCCUGGUCCUGGUCAGAGCCAGCCUCAGCAGCAGAUGAUGUAUAACCAACAAUUCUCCAUGGGGCCCUCUGUUCCUGGCGGAUAUGCCGGUGCUCAGAACCCAGGCGCCAUGAUGCCGGGUGCUGGCGGCGGUGCUGGCGGCGGCGGCGGUGUUGGUGGCCCUGCAGGAAUGAUGCAAAAUACCGCCAUGCCACAGAUGCCCGCUAACGGCCAGAUGAACUUCCACACGCCUUACACAAGCUCGCCGUACGGAGCUGGCGUCCCGUCGACCUCAGGUCCACAGGGCCAGUUCAACCCCAACUAUAUGAUGUCUGGGCCUAUGGGUGGCUAUCCUAUGAAUAGCCAGCAGCAAAUGAUUCAACGCAUGCAGCAGCAGCAGCAGCAGCAGCAACAACAACAACAACAGCCGCAACAACAGCCGCAGCAAGGCCCUGGGGGCAUGGGCACUCCGACACCACCGCGCCAGUUUCCUGGGUCACAAGGGACGCCUAACCCAACAGUACCAGCCCAACAAGGCCAGUUUGGCACACCGUCGAACCCCCAAGCUGCUGCUCAAAGCCAAACACCGACGCAGGCACCGCCGUCCGCGAACAGCGUGACGACUCCCCAGACCCCGACCUUCCCGAUGACGGGACAAGGAGCGGUCAACGGGAAUGCCACCCCAUUAAGCCCCAGCUCACAGGCCAAGGGGCAAGAGAGGAUCUCGCUACUCCUGGAGAUCAACCAAGAGCUAUUAUUUGAAGCUAUCAAUUUAAAACAUAAUAUAGACGAGCUCAAACGCGAAGCGACGAGUUCUACGGAGCCGGAUCAACAGAAGGAGAAGAAGGAAGAGGAGGAAGCAUUUGCACACGAUUGGGCCCAGGUAUGUAGGAGGUUACAGGCUAACCUCGCCUACUUGGCCUCGCUCGCGGACCGGAAGCAAUCAUCGCAGCCGGCACCGGCCUAUCUGACGCCGCCCACUCUGACGAUGAGGCUCAGGCUCAGGCCGAUGCCAGCAACCCCGGAUACCGAAAAGGUAGACGGUUCGGGAGAUCGUGAGGAGAGGGAGAAACUCAUGAGAGAACAAUAUCAGAAGCUGCAGACCCUUUUCCCCGGCAUCGACCCGAACAACGUGCCCGUAUCCAGGCCCCAGCCGAAGCCCGGUGUAUCCAACGCGGCGAUGGCCAUGCAGAAUGCACAGCGGAUGGGGAGUCUCGGAUCAAUACCAAUACCUCAAUCGCCCGCGUCGUCUGCGCACCACGGGACGCCACAGAUGGCAAAUGCUGCGCCGCCGACAAACCAGGCCACAAACUCUACCUAG
This is a messenger RNA of Diaporthe batatas, 1383 nucleotides long. RefSeq lists its product as uncharacterized. Lineage: Eukaryota; Fungi; Ascomycota; Sordariomycetes; Diaporthales; Diaporthaceae. The transcript is spliced from 3 exons. The coding region runs from base 1 to 1383 and encodes 460 amino acids. The record is from RefSeq and is a predicted model, not a curated record.